Molecule: messenger RNA, 470 nt
Organism: Aspergillus eucalypticola CBS 122712
Lineage: Eukaryota; Fungi; Ascomycota; Eurotiomycetes; Eurotiales; Aspergillaceae
Exons: 4
Coding region: 57-440 (127 amino acids)
Source: RefSeq, a predicted model, not a curated record
GUCAUCACCUUGAACCAAACAGCCUUUCGCCAAUAACAAUAUAAAGCGGAUUCACGAUGGGAUACACCCACUACUACGGCGUCCUCGACGCGACUGAUGUUCCCUUGUCCGGUCCAACUGACGACCCCCGGGACGACCAUGUCACGCCGCCCCUGGUCGAUGAGAUCGAAGGCAUUGACAUCAACGGUGUUGCAAAGAUGUCGCAUGAGCCUCUUAUAAUCCAUCCCAAGAAUAUUCGUAGUUUCGAAUUCGUGAAAACGUCCGGCAAGCCGUAUGACACGGCGGUGGGCUGCAUCCUGCUGCGGGCACACGUCUUGGCCCCGAAACAGUUUCAUCUGAGAUCUGAUGGGUCCUGGGAUGAGAUGGAAUGGAAGUUGGCCCGUAAUCUGUACGAGUCUCUCUGGCCAGACCAACUCCCUGACGCGGCAGUUCUUGGAUGAGGAUUAGGCAGAAUUGGAGGAGGAAGAGAG